Messenger RNA from Cladophialophora carrionii CBS 160.54, 867 nucleotides. RefSeq lists its product as uncharacterized. Gene Ontology annotation, biological process: C-terminal protein methylation. Bases 1 to 867 code for a protein of 288 amino acids. The record is from RefSeq and is a predicted model, not a curated record. Gene Ontology annotation, cellular component: endoplasmic reticulum; membrane. Gene Ontology annotation, molecular function: protein C-terminal S-isoprenylcysteine carboxyl O-methyltransferase activity. Lineage: Eukaryota; Fungi; Ascomycota; Eurotiomycetes; Chaetothyriales; Herpotrichiellaceae. The transcript has 2 exons.
AUGUCCGACUCCUCGGCUCCUAGUUCACCAGGGAUUAUUCACGAGUUCCCGCGAGAUCGCAUUGACGAGCACAUCAAUGGCAAUAAUGCUCGCGCGCGUUUGCAGCCCAUGUAUAUCCCACCGCCAUAUCUUCCUGGCGGGAAGCGAGCGCUUUCGGGCAUCUCCCUUCGCGCAUUUGCGUUAGGCCUCGCUGUCGGCGUCUCUACGGUCUUGGGACUGGAACUGGCAUACUGGGACAAUGGGUUGUGGAGGGCUCCAUGCUUCAUUGCGGUCCUCGCGCUAUUCCACUAUCUUGAGUUCGACUUGACGGCAAGAUACAACCCGGCCGAUGCGUCCAUCUCUUCCUUCCUCCUGUCAUCCAAUGGUGUUGGCUAUGCUGCUGCGCAUACCUCGGCCAUGUUGGAGCUCCUUGUUCGAUUUUGGCUGUACUCUAGCUACGCGCCUGCAUGGCUGAGCCUGCCAUUCCACAUCCCGAGGUUACUUCCAUCAAUCCCCGCCUCGGUUUCGGUUGGGUUGGGCCUGACUUUGAUUGUUGUCGGUCAGCUCGUCCGAAGCGCCGCCAUGAGGACAGCCAAGACAAACUUUAACCACAUCGUUCAAUGGUCCAAGAGAGCGGACCACGUCCUCGUGACCGACGGGGUAUACGCCUUUUCCCGACAUCCCUCGUAUUUCGGGUUCUUCUGGUGGGGCCUGGGGACACAAGUGUUGCUGGGAAAUCGCAUUUGCUUUGUUCUUUACGCCGUGAUCUUAUGGAAGUUUUUCCACCACAGGAUCAUCCAUGAGGAACAGCACCUUGUGUCGUUCUUUGGUCAGGACUAUCUCGAUUAUCGUGAACGUGUCCCGGUCCGCAUUCCGUUCAUCCGGUGA